UGCAAUACACCACACUCAACGCACACGCAGCAUCCAUCCUGUGAGCCAAUCAGGACUACAUGCAGGAUGCGAAAGGUCAGCGGUCCCGCCCACAGAACGGAGUUAGAGCGAUCGGGAACGCGGACAGAUGCGAGCUGCACUGUAGCGAUUUAUAUUUGCCAAAGUUGUGUGCGUGCCUAAAAAAAAACCACACACACUCAUGCAAAUUCUGUGGUGACAAUAAAUGGGUUAAUCCCGUACAAGUCUUUUACUGGACGCCCCGUUGUGGAUCUGUUGCCAACCAGCAAAUACAUUUAAAAGAGAAGAGCUACCUGUAGCCACUCAAUUUUACAUGGUCCUUCGAGCCGGAGCCCAGAUUUACUACGGAGAAAUGUCACAGCAUGAAGAGGAUGAGCCGGUCGUGCGUGCCAGGAGGAAGACAGUCCUCCCCGUGCGAUAUGAAGAUUAUAAUCUCAGCGGCUUCACUCUCCCAAAGCUGUUUCCUGAAUGCAUGUCACCACAUUCUCAGCUUCAUCCUACAGUGCCUCCCAGCCUAGAACCAGAGGACUGUGCACGUGCAACUGGGAUCACUCCACAACAGUUACCGCACAAAGAGCUUGAUAACCCUCUACAGUGGUCUGACGAUGAACCAUGGGGCUCUGAAACCAGCAUCCUCCAGCGAGAAAAUAGGGACCUAAGACUUGCCCAUGACAAUCUGCUACAGACCCUGCAGACAAUGCAGCAAGAAAGGGACACGUUUCAACAAGCUACAGAUCGGUAUUCACAAGAACUUUCUCAGUUAAAACAACAAAUGCAGCAGCUACAGAUUCAAAUGGUGCAGCAACAGCCUGCAGAACAGUUUUCUCCACCGGUCACUCCUACGCGACCUGUACCUGCACCACGCCGUUUGUUGAGAACACAACAGAGUGAUAAGAGCAUUGCACCACUGUCAGCCCCACGAGUCAGGCCUGCUGAGUCAGAUCAGCCUGAGCACAGUUCUGAAACAUUCUUAGCUCCAACCGCUGUCCCCAGCACAAAGCCUACCUUGCCGUACCAUACAUCACAUUCUGAAAAUGUCAAGUGGGAUGAAUCAAGGGUGGAAAGAACCUAUUAUUCCAGGGCUGAGAUGCCUGACAGGCUGAGUUGUACAUCAUAUGAGCCAGAGUCAGCAGUCCCUCCAUCCUUCGGGUCUCCCCGACGCUCUCACCUGCCAUGCAGAGCAUCCAGUCCGGUUCCGCCCGAGCUAGAGCAGAUGUACCGAGGUCCAACCCCCACAAUUCCAGACUUCGUAUAUCCAAACCCUAGAGAAUUCUCGCGGCUCAAGAUAGCUCUGGAAAAUAUUCUGCCAGCUACAGCCACUGAAAGAUUCAAAUUCCAAAUACUUACUGAUCACCUCAAACUAGAGGAGGCCCAGCUUAUCGCCGACUCAUACAGCCAUUCACAACAACCUUUCACAAAGACCAUGGCAGCACUGGAUCAGCAAUACGGACAGCCACAUCAGCUCGCAUUGCAACGCAUAGCAGAGCUCAUGGAUGGUCCAAACAUAGCCAGUGGGGACAUUAAAACAUUCCGACUCUUCGCCCUCAAGGUUCGUUCCCUCGUCGGCAUGUUAGAACAACUAGGAAAGAAGGGCACCUUUGAGUUGCAGUGCGGCUCUCAUGUCUCCCGGCUCCUAGGGAAGCUGCCGCACGAUCUCAGGUCAAGUUUUCGGCGCUUUGCACAUCCCUAUCAAGUGCCAAUCCCCACCCUUCUUGAUCUGUCAGAGUGGCUAGAGUAUGAAAUUCAAGUGCAGGAGGACACAACAAGGUUUGCAGGAGCCGGUCGUCGUGGAUAUCCAGCACGACCACGAGAAGUGAUCAGAGACCCCAAGCCAUUCACUAAAAGUGCCACCAUUCUGCUUGGCACAGAGAAAGCACCUCCAUUGACAAAGAUGAUACCUACGGCCAACAAGCCUGUUUUAACCCCUUACUGCCCUUACUGUGACCACCACAAACACUCCCUCAACAACUGCAACAAUUUUAAGCAGCUUACCAUAGACCAGAAACGGAACUGGAUCAAAGACUGCAACAGAUGCUGCCGCUGUGGAAGGAAUCAUCAAGCUUCAGAGUGCAAUCUGAGAAUGCGCUGCAAACAGUGUAAUAGCCGUCACCUUCUGGUCCUUCAUGACAUCAAUCUCAGGAGUGAAGACCUCCCAAAGACUACCCCAAAUGAAGGUACUUCUGCUAAUGCCUGCCUCCUCAAUACUAUGAACGAGAUACUUCUCAUUCGUAAGCCUCCUGCCAGUCGAAAGGUUCUUCUGAAGAUUGUCAAGGUCAUUCUUCGAAACGGGGCACACAAGAUAAAAGCUUAUGCCAUCUUAGAUGAUGGAUCGGAGAGGACCAUCCUUUUGCAUAAUGCUGCUCAACAGUUGGGCCUGAAAGGUCAGCCAGAAGAUCUUCCACUUCGCACAGUUAGGCAGGAAUUACAAAUGCUCACUGGUGCAUCAGUGUCAUUUCAUAUCUCCCCCCUGUCUCAGCCCAGCAAACUGUAUCGCAUAAAGGGUGCAUUCACAGCCCAGCAGCUAAGUCUUGCUGAACACACACAUCCGGUUAAGACUUUGAGAGAGAAAUACCACCACCUCAGAGGGCUUCCUUUGAGCCAUUUAGAGUCAGUUCGCCCUGUCCUGCUCAUUGGAUCAGACUAUCCCCACCUCAUUACAGCAGUGGAGCCAAUCCGUCUAGGCCCCCCAGGGGGACCAGCAGCUAUCAAGACUCGUCUCGGAUGGGCUUUGCAAGGUCCUGUACAACACCUGCAACAUGAGGUCACUGAACAACAGUGUCUUUUAACCUCAGUAGCACCACCUGAAACUGAUCUUCUCAGACAAGUGGAGAGACUCUGGCAGAUGGACGUGCUUCCAUGGCAAAGUGAAAAAAUGAGCACAAGAUCCAGACAAGAUCAGGAAGCAGUGAAAAUUCUGGAAAGCAACACAGUGAGAGUAGAGGUGGAUGGCGUCAAGCGCUAUGCAACCCCACUUUUGCGCGUUAAAAACAUGCCAGACCUUAAGGCUCCCAAAAAUGCUGUUCUCCCACAUCUGCGGGCCAUAGAGAGAAGGCUGGCCAAAGAUCCAGAGCAAGCAGCUGCCUACACAGCAGAAAUUCAGAAACUAGAGCGGGCAGGUUAUGCAGUCAAGGUGGAACUAAAUGUUGAAGAAUGUCUAACCAACACCUGGUACAUUCCCCAUCAUCUGGUCCAACACAACGGGAAGAACAGGGUUGUAUUUAAUUGCUCAUUUCAGUAUCAGGGCCAAAACCUUAACAAGCUCUUGCUCCCUGGUCCUGUGUUAGGCCCAUCUCUUCUUGCAGUGCUGCUCAGGUUCAGAGAGCAUUCCGUUGCUAUCAGCAGUGAUAUAAAGGGGAUGUUCCACCAGAUCAGAUUGCUUCCCGAAGACAGGCCACUUCUGCGAUUCCUCUGGAGGGAUCUAAAUCCACAGGAUCCACCUAACAUUUAUGAAUGGCAGGUUCUCCCCUUUGGCACCACAUGCAGCCCUUGCUGUGCCAUCUUUGCAUUACAAAAACACAUCCUGGACCAUAGCCAACCUGGGGAAGACGUCUGCCAUGCUGUACUGAAGUCUUUCUAUGUUGAUAACUUUCUGCAGAGUUUCACCUCAGUAGAGGCAGGCAAGGGUCUCGUUGACAAACUCCGGAGCUUAUUGGCAGAAGGGGGUUUCGACCUGAGGCAGUGGUCCAGUAACCAACUCUCCACCAUAAGCCAUUUACCUCCUGAGGCCAGAUCUGACAGCACUGAACUUUGGAUUUCACAAGGGCAGAGCAACACCCAAGAAUCUGCCCUGGGACUCCUCUGGAAUCACCAAACAGACACACUUUCAUAUAAGUACUGUCCCAUACAAAACACUGAGACCACCAUGCGCAGCAUUUACAGAAUCAUAGCAAGUCAGUAUGACCCCUUGGGCUAUCUCAUUCCCUACACUACCAAAGCCAAGCUUAUAGUACAGCGCCUUUGGGAUAAGAAAAGAGACUGGGAUGACCCGCACUUACCUGCAGAUCUUCUACAGACCUGGACAGAGUGGGUGGAGGAGCUGCCUGCCCUACAACACAUUGUCUUUCCAAGGUGUUAUACCAGUCCAAUCAGAGAUACCGACAUGAGUCAGCGAGAGAUACACAUCUUCUGUGAUGCCUCUGAGCGGGCUUAUGGCUCAGUCGCUUAUCUCCGCACAGAGGAUCAAUGUGGGGAGGUAGAGGUGGCCUUCCUCACAGCCAGGUCACGAGUGGCACCCAAAAAACAGCAGUCGAUCCCCCGUCUGGAACUCUGUGCUGCACUGACUGGGGCACAGCUGGCUAAAGUAGUCAGAACAGAACUGAACCUUCCCAUACACCAACUCACUCUGUGGACUGACUCCACCACAGUUCUCACUUGGCUGCAUUCAGACUCUUGCCGAUUCAAAGUGUUUGUUGGAACUAGAGUUGCUGAGAUCCAGGACAUUACAGACCAGCACACAUGGCGUUAUGUUCCUUCAACCUAUAACCCAGCAGAUGACAUAACACGGGGGAAAAGCCUAUGUAAGCUAGGGCCAGAUAGCCAUUGGUACCAAGGGCCAUCCUUUCUCAAAGGUCCUCCAAAUCAGUGGCCAGAAAUUCCACACCCCAUGCCUGCAGACGAAAGUGAGCUUCGUAAAACAGUUCCCUGCCUCCUUACCUGCUUCACAGCCAGCUUGUCAUUCCCUGACUUCAGCCAGUAUAAGACAUUUGAAGAGCUACUGGAGUCCAGGGCCUGUCAUGGGGCGGCAGGCAAUCCAACAGCUGAUGACUACAAGAUGGCGGAAAUCAGUGUCCUACAGCAAGCUCAGGAAGAGUGUUUCCCCUCUGAACUGGAGCAGUUAAAGGCAGAUAAAUCACUUCCCAGAAAGAGUCGGCUAAAGGCACUGGCCCCUGAACUGAACCAUGAUACACAGCUAAUCAGGGUAGGGGGUCGCCUUCGCUGUAGCCCUUAUCUAGAUCCUGAUACUGUGCACCCCAUUGUCCUAGACCCAAAACACCCAGUGUCCAAACUGCUCAUACAGAGUUAUGACACUAAACUCCAUCAUCCAGGCCCAGAAAGAGUCUUUGCAGAGCUUCGGCGAAAAUACUGGAUUCUUCGCGGCAGAGAGGCAAUCAAACGUUGUCAGAGGACUUGUGUGGAGUGCCAGAAGUGGAGAAGAAACCCUGAAGUCCCAAAAAUGGCAGACCUCCCUCCAGCCAGAUUACGUUUAUUUAAGCCUGCUUUCUACUCAACAGGAAUGGAUUGCUUUGGUCCAUAUACUGUCAAAGUAGGUCGCAGAAAUGAAAAGAAAUGGGGCAUCCUGUUCAAAUGUCUUACUACAAGGGCUGUUUACAUUGACAUCCUUCAUAGCCUUGACUCUGAUUCAUUCCUUAUGGCUCUCAGACGAUUCAUCGCUAGACGAGGCAAGCCAUUCGAGCUAUUAUCGGAUCAAGGGACUAACUUCAAAGGAGGGGAGAGAGAACUGAAGGAAGCAUACGCAGCUAUCGUCCCUGAAUUGCAACAGCAACUGGCAAGCCAGCAAAUACAAUUCCACUUCAAUCCCCCUAAUUCUCCACAUUUUGGUGGCAGCUGGGAAAGAGAGAUUCGCUCCCUUAAACAGGCCUUGAUGACAACACUUGGGGCCCAGUCUGUCACCUUCGAAGUAAUGUACACUGUGCUGGUGGAGAUUGAAGGGAUCUUAAAUUCCAAGCCACUAGGCUACAGUUCAUCUGACAUUUCUGAUCUAGACCCUAUCACACCAAAUUCCCUUCUCAUGGGGCGGCCAGAUUCAUCACUUCCUCCUGUAAUAUACCCUGAAUCUGAACUGAUCAGUCGACGCAGAUGGCGUCAUAGUCAAGUCCUUGCCGACCAAUUCUGGAGGCGCUUCAUCAGGUUCUACCUUCCCAGCCUCCAGACCCGCCAGAAGUGGCAAGAUGAGACAUCUGAUCUCCAGGUUGGCACCAUUGUCCUGAUUGUCGACCCCCAACUGCCCAGAGCACUCUGGCCAGUGGGCCAGGUGUCGAAGGUAUUCCCUGGAGUAGACCGCAGAGUAAGAGCAGCAGAAAUUAAAGUUGGAAAGAAGUCAUACACACGCCCAGUGGCACGCCUCAUCCGAUUACCUGCCAUACCAGAUUAAAGGUACUUUUAAUGGUGUAGGACAGGUUAUAGGCCCUUUUGUUAUUGUACAUAUUUCCCUUUGGAAAUCUGGGGGCGGCUGUAAAAAAGGCCACACGCAGGUUAUAUUCAUUUGGCUAAGCUUCCCCUGCAAUACACCACACUCAACGCACACGCAGCAUCCAUCCUGUGAGCCAAUCAGGACUACAUGCAGGAUGCGAAAGGUCAGCGGUCCCGCCCACAGAACGGAGUUAGAGCGAUCGGGAACGCGGACAGAUGCGAGCUGCACUGUAGCGAUUUAUAUUUGCCAAAGUUGUGUGCGUGCCUAAAAAGUGAGUAACAGUCUGCUCAUCCAUUGCUUUCUAUAUUGCUUGUGAACAUUGAACUGCUUUGAGUGUUUAUAAAUUAAUGCAUGCGAUUGACAAAGACGAACUCGCUGGUAAAGAUGUUCGUGUGUAUUUACAUACUAGUUAUCUCACAUAUACUACCGCUAUGUUUUAAGGACAUAAUCUGUGUGCUAUUUAAUCAUUAUAUGGUUUAUUUAAUAUAUAUCUAAUAUGUAUCGCUCAUUUCUAAGAGUUAAAGCACUCUUUUGGCGCAUGCGCAUUAAUGUUCUAGACAGAGCGGCUCCAUCUCUGUCCUCAGCGCUGAGAGGUGUCGGAUUUCAACUGUGCAUUAUUAGUCAUUUCUAACAGCGCAUUUUCCCAUAUAAUUGCACAUGUUUCUUAUUUGAUUGUUAAAUCACUGUAUUUAAUAUAUUCUCUGUGUAGAUACUGUGUUGUUGUUAUACUCAUUGUGACCACUGUUGUUAUUUGUAUUUAUAUAUAUAUUUUCUUUUUAUCUUUAUUUGUAGAAAACCACACACACUCAUGCAAAUUCUGUGGUGACAAUAAAUGGGUUAAUCCCGUACAAGUCUUUUA
This is a messenger RNA of Carassius auratus (goldfish), 7028 nucleotides long. RefSeq lists its product as uncharacterized. Lineage: Eukaryota; Metazoa; Chordata; Actinopteri; Cypriniformes; Cyprinidae. Bases 332 to 6130 code for a protein of 1932 amino acids. The transcript is spliced from 2 exons. The record is from RefSeq and is a predicted model, not a curated record. Gene Ontology annotation, biological process: DNA integration. Gene Ontology annotation, molecular function: nucleic acid binding.